Mucor mucedo is the source of this 3597-nucleotide messenger RNA. RefSeq lists its product as uncharacterized. Gene Ontology annotation, molecular function: nucleotide binding. Lineage: Eukaryota; Fungi; Mucoromycota; Mucoromycetes; Mucorales; Mucoraceae. The transcript has 9 exons. Bases 1 to 3597 code for a protein of 1198 amino acids. The record is from RefSeq and is a predicted model, not a curated record.
AUGGCUAAUGACAUGCGACGUACCAUAUCUGGUUCUUCCCAUCGUUCAGUUGACUCGGUCAAUUCAGAAACCCCAUUAAAUAUCUUACCACCAGACCAAGUAACGGAUGACCAAGGCACGACUUUUUUUCUGCUUGACGUGAACAACGAAGAGGAACCCGCCGCGGCCGCUCCAAAAAAAUCCAAGCAUCACCGUAGCAGUAAAAAAACCAGCGAAGGGGAUGACGGAAGUGAUUCGAAUAACAGUAGUAGUAGCAGUAGUAGUAGCAGCUCCGGCUCUAGCGUGUCUGCUCAAGUCGUCAUCGACCACGGUGGCUCUAUCCCACGUCGUUUAGAAAAGAAUGGUCAAUUAGGUGAUGAAUCAGAGAGUGAUUACGCCUUUUGUUAUACUCCUGCCAGUAGACGUGGCUCAGACGCUGAUUCUGUUUCGAAUAGUGGCCGUUUAUUAAAACCUUCUCACCUUCGCUUAAUCGAACCCAGCACUUUUCAACCUGAGGAAACAGAUUUAUCUGCUGCAGAGAAUGACGGUGACGAUGAUUUAGAACAGGAAGAAGUCUCAAAUAAACCAGGAUCUCCUGCACACAAAGAAAGAAAACGUAGACACAAACAUCAUAGAAAAGCAACCAAUCGAAAUGGAUCGAGCCGAAAGGACAUUUUGGCUGAUAGUAAAGCUAUGGUUACAGUUUAUACGGAAGAGGAUGACGAUUUGGUAGACGAGAUGCCCAGAGGAGAUCGUGAACGGAUGUUGAGACAUAACGAAAGAAAUUACCGCAGCAGGCACGAGGAAGAGAUCGGAGAAGGCUUCAGAAGAAGAUCUAUCCCACGCCGAUUGCAUAAAAGAACCCAACGUGUAUUACAAACCAAUUUACAGUCGCAUUCCUGGAGUAAAAGAGAGAGUUUACAAUCUAAUAGACAUCCGGGGCUAUCUAGUGAUGAAGCAUUGAGUAAAUUACUGCAUUUAGCAAAUCACAUUUUGGAUGAAGAAAGAAUUCGAAUUGACAAGACAAUUGGUCUUGGAUUACUAUCAUUUUACAUUGCGGGAUACUUUAAAAGCCAGCCUUAUCAAUUUCGCAUCACUGGUUUAUUGGUUGAGGCAUUAUUGUUAUUAGCACUUACAGCGUGGAAUGCAUAUAUCUUUUACAGGGAGCAAGUAUUAGCCUAUAGAGAAAUGACAGAUAGAGCAGCAACGAUCAUUGGAGCAUUGGAGAGAAGUGGCAUGAACAUGGUUCAGGAUACAAAAAUACCCUUUAUACCCUCCAUGUCUGUCGCCAAAGUCGUACGUGAUGGCGUUGUACGUAUUUUCCCCGUUAAUCUUUUAGUUGAGGGAGAUGUGGUAGAAAUGCUAUAUGGUGAUAUUGCUCCAGGUCGUAUGAAAUAUAUUCACAAGAAAGGUCUUGCAAAAGAUAAUGAUUCAGAAAAUGAGGAGGAUACCAACUCCAGUAAGAGCGAACCACCCUUAAAUACAAAAGAAUAUUAUAUCGCAAAGGAUCAAUCAUUCAAACCUUCCUUCUUUGGUAUCCCACCACCCUCCGGAUUAAUGGAAGAGUAUAUGCGAUCCAGAGGUCGACAUCAGUUCCUUUUAUUAGAAUCACCUUUGGAAAAGAACAUGCGUCGAGCAUUGAACCAAAAACGACCCGAUACAGUGAUGCACAAUGAAAGCCAUGUCAUCAUCCGCAUCUUUUACCGAUAUAUCAUUUGGAUUGUUUUGGGUAUAGCGCUGGUCGUGAAUUUCUUGAGAUACGGUCUUCGUAGCACACUUAUUAAUCAUUUCCCUGUGGAUCAACUCGUCGAAGAAGUAUUUACCAUGUCUAUUUAUGCCAUUAUUCCCCUUUUACCUCUUUGUAUACCAAGCAUGUGGAUCGUCGCUCGUAGUUUUGGUAAUGCCCAGUUAUUAAUCUUGUUUGAAGCCCUUCAGAUCUCUAAAACGGAGUAUGAGGACGAUGAUGAGGUGGAUGAAUUCGAUGCAGAAGCUCCCCCUCCUACCAAAGACCUUGAAUUAAGUCCUAAUGCUGUUUGGGACAGAUUCUUGUCCUUGCUAACCAAGUGGGAUCGUUUAUCAUUGACAAGGUCGACAAACUUACUGGAGUCACUUGGAAGCACUACUGUCAUUUGUUGUUUAGACCGAGAAGGAACAAUUGCAAACCCCUUUCCUACUGUUGAGCAAUUGAUGUUUCCCAAUAAUGAAGAAGAUAUUACUUAUUUAGACGUCGAAGAAGAUUCGGAUGAACCAUCUGGAUUAAAAUUUGAAGACCAAGAUUGGGAACAAUAUCUACCUUGCUUAAAACCUCUUGGAUUGAAUUUCAUGUUAAACACAAAUUGCGGUGUCAUCCAAAGCCGCAAAAGAUCCGAGUAUCACCGAAGAAGAUCCAAGUUACACGUAUAUGCAUGUCUUUGUAGAUUAGGAAAAUGUGUUGGAUUCAGAGAGGAAGCAUUACAAUCAUUUGCGCUGAGAGCAGAAAUCUAUACGUUUGCUCCCUAUCAUGAAAUUCUAAACACGCCUCGAUUCAAAUACAGUAAAUACUAUCAAUUUGAGGUACCCAAUGCGCUUUCCACCGUGUUCGAGGAACGAUCCUCGGGAAGCUAUCAAUUACUGACAGACGGCCACCCUUCACUCGUGAUGGAUAAAUGCUCGGAUUACUGGGAUGGUAGCUCCUUACAGACUAUGAGCGAAACCAUGGAAAAAAAGAUCAAUGAUUUCUUUCAAAAUGCACUUGUACAUGAUAUGCAAUGUAUCGCUUACGCCUACCGACCUAUUAAUACAGUGAAUGAUGGUCGUAUUCCAUUUUUGAACCCAUCGGAUGACGAAGAAGAAGAUCCAGGGUGUGCAUUUGUUGUUUUACCUUACAAACCACCUAGCUCAGACAGUUCUGACAGCAGUGAUUCUUCUGAAUCCUCUUCUGGUACAUCUGUCAAAAAGUCGAACGGCAAACUUCCCAUGAAUGAAAUUAUCACAGUGAACCAUCCCAAUCGACGUGCAUCGCAUGUAUCGAUAUCCACCUCCACCAGCAGUUCAUCUUCUGAAACUGGAUCGAGUGACUAUUCAUUUGAAGAAGACGAGCCCGUGGAUGAGCAAGAGGAAGCCACGUUUUAUAAGGAAGUAGUCAAAGGUCAAAUCUUUUUGGGAAUGACUGCCAUGUGUCAUCAACCGAAGCAAAAUGUGGUAGAUUUUAUUGAGGAUUUGGGUCUUGCCGGUAUUCGAUUUGUUUAUUUUUCGACAACGGCCGAAAGAGAAUCCAAAGCUUUUGCAGAACGUCUGGGCUUAGAGACAGAUUGGAAUAGUUGUAUCUUGUUAUCCAACCCAGAUGAUGAAAACUGUGGGAAUGGAUACCUUCAAACGCAUGAUAUCAAGGCCCAAUUACCUCGUGGCAUUGAUGAAAUCAGACCUCAUCUGGAAGAUGUGGACGAUAUUCCUUUACAUGUCUCCUUAUUUGCUGAAUGUACCCCACGUGCAAUGAAGGAAAUGAUUCGUAUAUUUCAAGAAAACGGCGAAGUCGUUUGCUGCAUUGGCAAUGCGUUGAACACGAAAAACACCGAGUCCUUUGCGCUGGUAAUAUUUGAUACUUCUAUUUUACUUUAUAUAUAUAUGUAUGAUCUCUAA